AUGUCCAGGAUGUCUUCCUUUCGCUUCAUGUGCCAGAAAUGCAAACAGCCUCUGAAAGGUGGUGAGUCUAUGGAGAUGUCCAGCUCAGCGCAGGGGGGGCCAGGAGAAGGCCAGGAGGGUGGUGCGCACUCCAUGGAGAAAAGAGACGGUGGAAAGCUGCAGGUCAGUGUCUCCAAACCCUUUCCUGACAGUGGAGGGAUGUCUGAGCAAAGGGCCAAGGAUUUCACCCUGCUUGGUAAGGUCGUCUCCAUGAGAACUUUGGGUAGCAUCCAGAAGACCACCGUGGAAACUUUUGACAUUCUCUCUGGUCAAAAAGAGAUGGAUCUCCCACUGUGUGAGGAAUGUACUGACAGUUUUUUAAAGCAGCUGGAUACCCAAAUUGCUCUCACAGAACUUGACAGUCAGAGCUACAGACGCUGUCUGGAAACCCAGAUGCUGACAGGCGAGGACAAAAGGGAGGCACUACAGAUGGAGCUGCAGGGCCUGGAGCUGGAGGAGGCAAGGUUGGCCCGGGAGCUGGAGGACGUGGAAGAGAACCACGCAAGAACGGCAGCGGAUCUGAGGGCAGCCCAGGCAGAGACCGUGGAGCUGCAGCAGCAGGAGAGACGGUAUCAGAGGGACUUCGAUGAACUGAAGUGGCAGCAGCAGGAACUGUUUGACCAGCUGACAAGUGUGGAGAACCAGCUGUGGUACGCCCAGGUCCAGCUGGACCAGCUGAAGAAGACUGACAUCUUCAAUGCGACAUUUGAGAUCAGGGAGGAGGGACCUCUGGGCAUCAUCAAUAACUUCAGAUUGGGCCGCCUGCCCGGCGUCCCCGUGGGCUGGAAUGAGAUCAACACUGCCUGGGGACAGACAGCCUUGCUGCUCCUCGCCUUGUCCAAUGCGAUUGGACUGCAGUUUCAGAGGUAUCAACUCGUCGCCUGUGGAAACCAUUCCUAUUUGAAGUCUUUAACGGGUGACGGUGCAGAGCUGCCGCUCUUCUCUGACGGGAGCGAGAAUGUUUUCUGGAACAAUACAUUUGACCGUGCGAUCAUGGCGUUCCUUGACUGCCUGCAGCAGUUCGAGGAAGAGGCUGAGAAGCAGGAGGGGGAUCUCUGCCUGCCCUACAGGAUCCGCGUGAAGGAAGGCCGGAUGGAGGGCCCCGCGGGCAGCGGGGAAUGCUAUUCUGUUAGGACUCAUCUGAACACAGAGGAACAGUGGACAAAGGCACUCCGAUUAAUGCUUCUCAAUCUGAAGAGAAGUCUCUCUUGGGCCUCCUCAAGGAGAGCACAUCCAGAGGCGCUCUACCACUGAGCCCAUCCCCAGCCCUUUUGACUUUGGCACAGGAUCUCCCUACGUUGCUGAGCCUGGCCUGCAUCUGGUUACCUAUCUGC
Messenger RNA from Sciurus carolinensis (gray squirrel), 1373 nucleotides. RefSeq names its product beclin 2 (gene Becn2). Lineage: Eukaryota; Metazoa; Chordata; Mammalia; Rodentia; Sciuridae. Bases 1 to 1293 code for a protein of 430 amino acids. The record is from RefSeq and is a predicted model, not a curated record. Gene Ontology annotation, cellular component: phagophore assembly site; phosphatidylinositol 3-kinase complex, class III, type II; phosphatidylinositol 3-kinase complex, class III, type I. Gene Ontology annotation, biological process: late endosome to vacuole transport; cellular response to nitrogen starvation; autophagosome assembly. The transcript is spliced from 2 exons.